Messenger RNA from Phragmites australis (common reed), 1244 nucleotides. RefSeq names its product THO complex subunit 4A-like. Gene Ontology annotation, biological process: mRNA export from nucleus. Gene Ontology annotation, molecular function: mRNA binding. Lineage: Eukaryota; Viridiplantae; Streptophyta; Magnoliopsida; Poales; Poaceae. The transcript is spliced from 5 exons. The record is from RefSeq and is a predicted model, not a curated record. Gene Ontology annotation, cellular component: nucleus. Bases 172 to 927 code for a protein of 251 amino acids.
CGGUUUUGAAGUGGCACGUUAAACUCAUUCCAAAGACCGAGGAAGGGAGCUCGAGCCGCACUCACCCACACAGCAAAAGCCCAGAGGCGGCGGCCGCCGCCGCAGGCCAGCAACCUCGCCGUCAUCGCCACCCCCGCCGCGGCGCCGGUUCCCCUCCAACCGCCGGAGACCAUGUCGAGCGGCCUCGACAUGUCCCUGGAGGACCUCAUCAAGCGGUCCAAGUCCCGACCCAAAGCCAACCCCAUCUCCUCGUCGGGACCCGCCCGCCGCGCGCCGCUGGCCGCCCGCGCCGCGCCCUAUCCACCGGCUGCCCCCAAGGCCCGCGCCACCAACAACUCGCCCUACGGGAUCUACGCCGAGCACGUCGCCUCCUUGGCCGCGGUCGCGCCACAGCCGGCCGCCGCGAGGACGUUCGAGACGGGGACGAAGCUGCACAUCUCCAACCUCGACGCCGGCGUCACUGUCGAGGACGUCCAGGAACUCUUCGGGGAGGUUGGUGAGCUCAAGCGUUAUUCGAUGAACUAUGACAAGGAUGGGAGAUCCAAGGGAACUGCGGAAGUUGUCUUUGCAAGGAAAGUGGAUGCUUUGGAUGCUAUCAAGAGAUACAACGGUGUUCUACUUGAUGGGAAGCCAAUGAUGAUAGAGCUAAUUGGAAACAAUGCCGAACCAACCCCCGUGGUGCCAUUAAUCCACAACCGUCCUCUGCAGGACUACAGUGAAAUUCAUAACAGUGUGCCUCAAAGAGGUGGUCAUAGAGGGACAUCCCAAGGCAAUGGUCAUCUUGGAAACAGUAGCCAAAAUAGUGGUGGCCGCAGACAGGGGAAAGCCCGAGGGCAGGAUCGGAAUCGUGCACAAGUGUCUGCUGCUGAUCUUGAUGCUGAACUGGACAAGUAUCACGCGGAAGCAGUGAAAGAAGUGAGGCUCUGAUGUUCCAUUUAUACAGUGGAGCCACGCUGAGACAGUGCAGCCUUUUGAGUUAGAAACUGUGAAGUUGUUGCUUUGCCAGUGUUUAAUGGUAGAAUUUUUUUGCUGCUAGUGACAGAACCAUGCAGAUACCACGUUCCAGGACCAUGAUGCGUGGGUUUGAACCAUGGAAUAUCCAGUUAAUGCUCCUUGCGGUAUCAAAUGCCAUUUGGUGUACAAUCCAGUGUUUAAGUAGUGGUACGUAUUUGCAAAAUCUAUUCAUUGUAGUUGUUAUCCAUCGCCGAGAACAAUUGGAAACCAUCAGCAAACAAUUUCAUCUG